UUUCGUAAACAGAAUGUAUUUACUAUUAGUAUCCGUGUAUUGUGGUUGUAAAUCACAAAAACAAUGGGAAAUCAUGAAUUAGUAAGCCAGCCAGCCUUUAAGGGCAAAGGGGGAAGGAUGAUAAUUGUUAUUUCGUGAAGAGUCAGAACAAUUUUCAUACCUCAACAAUUGUGCAGUACUGUACAAAUUUCUUACAUUCCAUUCUACUCUUUUGAUGUGGAGACAGAACUGAGUUGACUGAAGAACAUUUUAAGAAUUAGAUAAAUACCUGUCUGAAUGAUGGAGUUGAGCAUAGAAACUCAGGAUAAAACAGUUGAGUCUUAUAUAAAACUUUUCACACUUAAUGAGGUGGCAGAUCAUUGGGAAUAUAAUGACUGUUGGAUUGUCCUACGUGAUAGAGUGUAUGACAUAACACCAUUCUUAAAGGAGCAUCCAGGUGGGGAGGAUGUAAUCCUAGAGAAUGCAGGGCGUGAUGUCACAGUGGCAUUUUAUGAUAAAGGACAUUCUAAAGAUGCAGUAGAGAUGCUAGGGCAGUAUUGUAUAGGAAUGCUUAUUGAGAGUGAAAGAAUAUACAGCCGGCCAACUCUCUGUAGGAAAGAGAAAGCAACGUAAAUUAAAGCUUGCUCUCUGGAAGGACUCCAACCAAAGUCAGUCUACAACUGAACUGUGUGAAUCUAACCAGUGUUCACAAUUUGCUCAAUCUACAUAUGAUGUUUUAUGAUGAUAUUAUACAGGACACAUUCUAUUUUACAUUGCAUAUGGACACAUUCCAUUUUACAUUGCAUAUGGACCUCAUUUUAUAUAAAAUUCAUUAUAUGGGUACAUUUUUAAAUACAGUAGAACCUUUUGUAAAGUCUCACUACUUUUCACGCAAUAGCAGUUGAGUGGACCUCCUUAUACCAUAUUUGGUAAUAGGUAUUUAUACAGCAUUAACUUAUUGGAAAUCAGGGUUUAUUAGAUUAGUAUUAUGUACAAUUGUGCCUGUUUAUAACUUGAAUAUUAUGUCAUAACACUAUUUAUAACAUACCUAUGAUGAUGUAUAGUGCAAAGUGUACACAAGACAGCGGGCCAAUAUAAGUUUUGAAAAGCCCGC
Molecule: messenger RNA, 1093 nt
Organism: Owenia fusiformis
Lineage: Eukaryota; Metazoa; Annelida; Polychaeta; Sabellida; Oweniidae
Source: the annotation of a GenBank genome assembly